Molecule: messenger RNA, 1895 nt
Organism: Mytilus trossulus (common blue mussel)
Lineage: Eukaryota; Metazoa; Mollusca; Bivalvia; Mytilida; Mytilidae
Exons: 2
Coding region: 46-1812 (588 amino acids)
Biological process (GO): protein monoubiquitination
Molecular function (GO): zinc ion binding; ubiquitin protein ligase activity
Source: RefSeq, a predicted model, not a curated record
CACAAACUUUCAUGAAGAAGUUAAUUUGACAGUUCUUCUUUGACAAUGACCUCAAGAAGAGGCAAAAAAACGCCUCGCACACCGGUUUCAACAAACUGCGGGUAUUGCCCACUGCGGGAAGAGCCAGCUGAACUAUGGUGUACUCUUUGUAAACAAGGAUUAUGUUCCGAUUGUAAAGUCCAUCAUAGAUCUGUAGGCAGUACUAAGAAACACGAGGUGCUUCCGAUAGAAGAAUACCAUAAGUUACUGAAUUUUGUUUCAAAUAUGAAGGAGUUUUGUGGUUUGCAUGGAAAGAAGUUUGAUUAUUACUGUGUUAAUCAUAACUGUGCGUGUUGCUCUGGUUGUCUUGCCUCUAAGCAUGCCAAAUGUACAAAUACACAUUUUAUCGACGAUAACUUAACUCAGCUAAAAACACCAAGAAUGUUAACCGAAUUAGAAAAAAGAAGCAAACAACUAGCUUCCGAUAUACAUUCAAUUCGUGAUAAUCGUAAAGAGAAUAUUAAAAAUAUUGAACAACAAAGACAAAAAAUCCAGAAAGAAAUAGUAAACGCUAGAAAAACUAUUAAUCAAUUUUUGGAUAAAAUUGAACAUGAUACACUUGUAAACUUGACCAUGGCUGAAGAAAAACAGAUUGGUGAAUUAGAUGACGUCAUGUUGGAGUUUGUAACCAUUGAAAAGAAUAUAAAACAUAUAAACAAGUAUGUUAGCAAUAUCAAGAAUUUCGGAUCAGAUUCAAAGACAUUUCUAGCCACUUGCGAAAUGGAAGCAAAACUUGAAAAAGAAGAAAAAUCGCUUCACAAACUGUACGAGGAUGAACGAUUGAAACAACGCGAUAUGGAACUUAAAUUCAAUCCAACUUUUGCAUCCUUGUAUAAUGAAGUAAAAUCGUUCGGAGACAUAAUAGUAAAAAAGAAUCCUGUUAGAAUCAUUUCUGCUAGAAGCCGCCAGAGCAACAACAACAUAAACCAAAACGAAGGUGCUUCCGUUACCGUUUUUGGUGUCCGUAAACCAACAUGUCUGUUAUCACUUAAAAGAAGCAUUUCGAUCAAAAAAGGAAAGCGCGAUAACUACAUAACCAGUUGCACGGUUUUACCAAACGGUAAAUUUAUUUUCGUUGAUUGUAGCGACAAGCGUCUUAUCGUCUGUCAUGAAGAUGGCAGCCAUAAUCGUGACAUACCACUUCCGAAUCAGCCUUGGGAUUUGACUGUAGUCGGAAGACAAAGAGUUGCCGUGACUGUGCCUUUGGAUCAUGCAAUACUUAUCAUCGAUGUGGCAAGUGGAUUAACAAUUCAAAGGUUUGAUGUCGAAAGUCAGUGCUAUGGAAUUGACUUUUCUGAUGGUAAACUUGUGGUAAUUUCUCAUCGCGACGGCAUAAAAUUCAUAAAUCUUGAAGGGAACGUGGAAGAAUCUUUAUCACUGAGUGUUUCGAAUGUGUGGUAUGUUGCAGUAUGUCAUGAUCAAAUCGUUUAUUCCGAAUGGAAUACGCAUACUAUUCAUUGCUGUGAUCGUGACGGGAAACCGCUUUGGAAAUUUAAGGAUGAAAAUCUACGUAACCCCCGAGCUAUCACUUAUGACGAAGAGGGACACAUCUACGUUACUGGUCGUUGGUCUAAUAACGUCGUUGCGAUAUCACCAGAUGGGAAACAGAGUAAGGUGUUAUUAAGUAAAUCUGAUGGACUUGAUUGCCCAACAGGAGUAUUUUAUGAGAAGGACAAGAAGCGCUUACUUCUAUGCAGCAGUUUUCAAGGAGCGGUUUCUUAUUACGAAGUAACAAUCGCAGGACAAAAGUCGUCGGCUUGUUCUAUAUCCUAAUUAUCAGCAUUAUGAAAUUUUAAUUUCUUUUCUUUUGUAUUUUCUUAUACACUAAAUAUAUGUUGUGCUUUAUUUCACUUUCA